AUGAGCACCUUCGCGUCCCCUGCAGGCACAGACUUCUUCAACAUGGCGGGGGGGCCCCCCACCCUGGGGGGCCCCCCUACCCUCGGUCUUUCUACCUUGGGGCCCCCCCCCUCACUCCCUGGUGACGGGGGGCCCCUCGGCGCCCACAGCGGCGGCCGCAGCGGUUCAGUAACACAGUCUUCGUUGGGUUUCUUUCCUCAGACGCUGCAGCAGCAACACUAUAGCAACUAUUACCAGCAGCAGCAGCAGCAACAGCAACAGCAGCAGCAACAGCAGCAACAGGAGCAGCAGCAGCGUAGAUCCGUUUUAGGGUCUUCAUAUUACAUGGGGGGGGGCCCCAAGGGGCCCCCUCGCCGAUUUUCUAUGAUGGCAGUGGAUACAAGUGCGGAUGGGGUUUCAGGUGUAUCUACAGCUGAGAAAGGCCAGGGGCUGUGCAUCGAGGGCCCCUCGUCUCAGUUUGCUGCAGCAGCAGCACGGUUGCUGUGGAGUGGUAUAGCAGCAGAAGAGCAGAACACAGCAGCAGCAGCAGCAGCAGCAACGGGAACAGCAGCAGCAGCAGCAGCAGCAGGAGGAGCAGCAAGGGUUGCUGCUGUGUUUCUCUGCCUCCUCACGGCCUUAUAUCAGAUUUGA
Messenger RNA from Eimeria mitis, 630 nucleotides. RefSeq lists its product as uncharacterized. The record is from RefSeq and is a predicted model, not a curated record. NCBI's taxonomy places the organism in Eukaryota, Apicomplexa, Conoidasida, Eucoccidiorida, Eimeriidae. Bases 1 to 630 code for a protein of 209 amino acids. The transcript has 2 exons.